This is a messenger RNA of Peniophora sp. CBMAI 1063, 1218 nucleotides long. Lineage: Eukaryota; Fungi; Basidiomycota; Agaricomycetes; Russulales; Peniophoraceae. The record is from the annotation of a GenBank genome assembly.
AUGGCAGAGACCCCGUCACACAACUUGCAGCUCAUGGACUUCUGCGCUCAGUACGCCGUGGACUGUACUAUCAAGGCCCUUGCUAACGACAUGGGGCUCGCCUGUCCGGAUCCUGUGACACACGUGAUACCCGAGUAUUUUCAGGCGGAGCUUCGCAUGCUUGCUUUCCGCUCCGCAAAAGCGAUGCAGAAUCGAAAACGCGUUCCUUGGGAUCUGCUGACAUACAGCGCCGCCGUUGGGGGCCAAGACGGCAACAACGCCGAGUUCGAGGCAGCUCUGAUGGAGAAGUUCCGGCCUGCGGACCUGAAGGAAGCAAUCACCGACGCCUGUCUGCUUGAAGAUGUCGAUGGAGUCAUGCUAUGUGCAUAUCUGCCCGAUGCAAUGACUGUGCAGCGCCAGGACCAAAUCGCCGAUCUUACCCAGCGGCUGCUUGGGCCGGCGCUUGAGGCGCACCCUCCGAAAACCGCCGUCCCAAAUUCCACGAAGGAUCCCUCCCGCGCAUGGCGCAGCUCUGAGACACUCUUCGCUGUCCAGGACAGGCCCCUCAUAUUUGGCAGAGGGUCGACUACCCUGUCCCCAGGAUGGUAUGCGCAGGGCUUUGACCAGGGGUUGGAGGGGCUCAGCGAUCGCCUCCAUGUAUCCAGCGACCUCGGCCCGGCACCCGGAAAACGUCCCAGCCAAAGGCAACUGGCCGCUCAGGCUUGGGUUGCUGGGAAUGUGGAGUUGGGUUUCUUGAUAUCCGCGGCAUUGGCCGUUCUGCAUCCUGAACAGUACAGGAUUACGAGGGAUGCUCUGGCAGAGCUCUCAAUGCGCGAUCACUUUGCAGAUCAUGUUGAGAACUGGACCUUCGCUUUCAACGUGGUCACCGUCAUCGCAAACCGCGUUACCCCCCUCCAUCGCGAUCGCGCGAGCGGCGCCAAGGAGUUGUUCGACGCAUUACUCAGCAUCGGGGGUGGGGCCCGCACAGCCUUGGUUCUGCCGGGCUUGGGCGCUAGGCUUCAGUACGACUCUGGGACACUAGUAUUUCUUCAAGGUUCCAUUCACCCACACCAGGUCUCGCCAUUCGACUACGAACGGCUCUGCGUUGCUUGCUAUGCUCGCCCGGCCGUUCUCCGGGCACUCGAUCAGCGCCAUCCCCGGGCGCCGUAUACCGCCGACACAAUGCCGAGAGGCUGGUACGAGAUGCUGGGCGGUGGGCGGGACGGAGGUCCAAUGUAG